Molecule: messenger RNA, 1086 nt
Organism: Naumovozyma castellii
Lineage: Eukaryota; Fungi; Ascomycota; Saccharomycetes; Saccharomycetales; Saccharomycetaceae
Gene: UFD1
Product: polyubiquitin-binding protein UFD1
Exons: 1
Coding region: 1-1086 (361 amino acids)
Source: RefSeq, a predicted model, not a curated record
AUGUUUUCAGGCUUUACUUCACAUCUUGGCAGUCAAACUUUUGCUGCCCUUCCACAAACAUUUGAAGAAUUUUUUAGAUGCUACCCCAUAGCAAUGAUGAACGAUCGUAUUCGUAAAGACGAUGCCAAUUACGGUGGCAAGAUAUUCUUACCACCAAGCGCUCUAAAUAAGUUGUCGAUGCUAAACAUCAGAUAUCCAAUGCUUUUUCAACUGACAUCCAGUGAAAAUGGAAAAGUAACUCACGGUGGUGUCCUGGAAUUUAUCGCAGAAGAGGGGAGAGUAUAUUUGCCGCAAUGGAUGAUGAUAACUUUGGGUGUACAACCAGGGUCCCUUUUAAAGAUUGCCUCAACAGAUGUUCCAUUGGGGCAAUUUGUGAAGAUUGAACCGCAAUCAGUAGAUUUCUUGGACAUCUCAGAUCCUAAGGCUGUUUUGGAGAAUGUGUUGAGAAAUUUUUCCACGUUGACAGUAGAUGAUAUCAUUGAAAUUCGCUAUAAUAAUAAGAUUUAUGGUAUUAAAAUACUAGAAGUUAAACCAGAAUCUCAAUCGAGGAGCAUUUGUGUUAUUGAAACCGAUCUAGUGACCGAUUUCGCACCUCCUGUUGGGUACGUAGAGCCAGAUUAUGAAGCCUUGAAAGCACAAGAAGAAGAAAAGAAAAGGAUACAGAAACAAAAUCGUAAAUUUGAUCCUUCUAUUGUGAGUCAAGGAUCCAUGUCUACGAGGAUUAAUUAUUCUGAGAUAGUGGAGAAUGCAAGUGCUGGGGAUUCAAAUUUUACAGGGCAAGGUCAGAAAUUGUCUGGCAAAGAGAUUAAGAAAGAUAAUAAUGACAUAGACCUAAAGAAGGUUAAACUAUCUUUGGAUGGUGAGCCUGCAAGAUUAGAUCUUCCUGAAGGACAAUUAUUCUUUGGAUUCCCAUUAGUACUGCCAACAAAGAAUGAAGAAAAUGAGAACGACAAACAGAACAACGACCAUGGAUUCCAAGGAUCUGGACAAUCUUUAAGGAAAAGUAAUAAGAGGAAAGUUAGGAAGGAUCAUGUACCAACAAAGGCAAAGGCUCCCAAAAGUCCAGAACUUAUAGAAAUCGACUAA